AUGGGAAAUACUACUAGCCUCAGAAUAGCUAAUGAACCACAGUCAAUGAAUUAUAAACAAGUUCUUGAGAAAUGUCUUAAAAAUUUUCCUAUUUCAAGUAUCGAUAAUGUUCAUCUUGCAAAUACUUUGUUUAGUAGAAUUCCUAAACCAUUUACUCAAAGGAUAUUUAGUAUUUUCCCUGAAAAAAUUUCAUUUGAAACUGUUGUUGCUUUAGUAUAUAUAUUCAUGGUUUCACCUCGUCACACCCGUGCAUGUUUUGUUGUUGAUUUAUAUAUUGGAAAUAAAGUGCAAUUAACAAGAGACCAAGUUUAUCGUUUCUUUUAUGACUUAACAAUAGAAACACAUUCAAGUAUAGAUAUCACAAUUUUACUUGAAGACUUUGUUUCACAAAAUAAUCACAAAGACUACACUGAUAUAGACCUUAUUGAUUAUCUAACAUUUCGUAUCAAUAUUGACAAAGUUAAAAGUCUUCCUAUAUUUAAAUGGAUUAUAAGUGGUGGUACAAUGCCUGAAAAAGGUUAUCCUUUAAUUGAACAAGAAAGAACAGUUAAUGACCUUUUGUUAAUGUGGGAUGUAACAAAACCAAAAAUUUCUACUUUAAAACAUUCUAAGGUAACAAGUAAAAUUAUUUCUACAUAUUCAACCAUUGAUAGUUUAUGUAAUUUUAAAGAAAGAUCAAUUGAGCAAUUGAGAGAAAUUUACUAUUUAUUACAUCCAUUACAAUAUACGUCUAAAGGAGUUCCCAUUCAAACUAUCAUAUCGAUAUUUGCUCUUAGUUUAAAUCGUUCAAUUUUAGUUCCUUUAACAACAUUACUAAAGAAUGAGAAAUACAAUGAAUUUUUUAUCGCUAUUACUUUCACUACAAAGGUUUCAAAAAAUGAAAAAUUUCAAUUUGUUAGAGAAAUAAUAAACCCACCAAAAGAAGGUACUGUUAAUAAACAAUUUAUUACUCCAAUUGUUGAAUCUAUUUCACUUUUUUAUUCUGUUGUUUAUAACUCAGUUGGUGAAUUUAAUUUACAAGAUAAAAUUAUUGAAUUUAUUUGGGAAGAAUUAAAAGAUUUAGGAGAACAAUUUACAUAUGAUACUUUUGAAAAUGAAUUUUCUUCUAAUAGUAAGUUAGACACUAUGGUCGAUCAACUAACACAAGCCACUACAGUACUCCAUGGUGUUUUACCAAAAAAACUCGAAACAGAAGCACAAGUCUUUAAUGCUCUAAUGAGCAUGUAUGAAUUAAACAAGAUGAAACCAGGUGAAACUGUUGUUCUUAUUCCUUCAACCUGGUUUUCAAAAUGGACUAUGAUGCUUAAUUCAAGUAAAAGAGAGCCAUUAGAACGAAUUAAUUUUAAUUUAUUAUUAGAUGAUAAAGUUGCAGUGACUCUUAAACCAAAUAUUAUGGAAAGGGAUAUUAUUCCUCUACACCCAGAGGUAUUUUUAGUGAUUGACUCAUGGUAUAAACAUGAAGGAAAUGUAAUUGAAAGAAGGUUAUAUUAUAAUCAAGAAAAGAAAAGAAUAGACAUAGAAUUAUUUCCAUUAAAAUUGUAUUCAUUUAUUCAUAUUAGAGGUGAAUUAGAAAUACCUUCAAACACUUCACAUAUUGAUACAUUAUUAAUUUCUAGAUUUGCUUCGUUAAGAGAGUUACAUAAAUCGUUAUGUACUAAAUAUAAAUUACCAAUUAAUAAAACACGAGUAUUAUUAUUUGGAAAAUCAAAUAUACCUUUAGUUGUAUCAAUUGUUGAUGGAAUUGAAAUUUACCAAUAUUUUAAAGAAGGGUCAUGGGUUUGUCUUGAAACACUCAGUGUAUAUUCUGAAAUUCAAAAUAUAAAUGAUGGAAUAACCAGUGUUGGUAUCCAUGGAGGUGAAUAUGGUAUUUUUAAUGAAGGAAAUACAUCUUAUAUUAGUACUGUUAUUCAAUGUCUUUCACACACCCCUUUAAUUCGAGAUUUCUUUUUGUCUCAAUCCUUUAAAGAAGAUACAACGAAUGGACCAUUGAAAAGUCUUGCAAAUGCAUUUUCAAACUUGCUUUAUAAUUUAUGGAAACCAUCUAACAAACCAGUAAUUGUAUCAAUCAAAGAGUUUAGAGAAGUUUUCAUAAAUUGUACUCAGCAAUUUAAUGAUAAAGACCAACAUGAUGUUGUGGAAUAUUUAACAUAUUUAUUAGAUUGUCUUCAUGAGUCAGUAAAUAGAAAUUCAGGAUGUGGAUUACCGUAUUUAGAAAUUCCAAAUGAAGACAUGAAGAUUAUUGCUCAAAAUGCGUGGAAAGAAUUUAAUACAUUAAAUCAAUCAAUAGUCACAGACUCAUUUACUGCUAUGACUAAGAACAAAAUUCAGUGUACGUCUUGUAACCAUAUAAAAUAUAUAAUGAAUCCAACUAAUAUUAUAUCUGUUCCACUACCAUCUGAAAAGUUUAAAGUCAUUGAUUUUACUGUUGUACCUAUGGACGGUCAAAUUCCAAUCAAAUAUUCAAUUAAAAGUACUCAAGAACGAUCAUUGGGUGAUUGUCUUAAAGAAUUAAGUUUAUUAUGUGGGUUGUCCCUUUCGCACAUGUUGUGUGCUGACGCUCCAGGUUCAAUAAUUCUCAACAUUUUAAAAGACUCAACUCCAAUAAAAAAAUUAAUAAACGGAGUUAAAGUUUUUGAAGUAGAAAAAUUCCCUUCCAUAUUCCCUGAAAGGAGGUGCUUAAAUUCAGUUAUAACUAAGUCAGUUAAAAGACAAUCAACCACAAACAAAAUGGCUCGUACACCAAGACAGUCAAUGGAAGUCGCAUUGAGAAAUUCAAUAAAAAAUACAGUGAUUAUCCCUCAAACUUCAUUAACACCUUUGAGAAUGAAGGCUGAAGUAUCAAAGAAAGGAGUUGUUAUGAUUAAUUGCUUACAUAGAAUUGUUACUGAAAACGAAAUCUAUUUCUUUAAUAAAUAUUUAACGUCAGUCGUUUCCUUACCAUUUAUUCUUACUUAUUCAUAUGAAGAACUUACAGUAUCUAAUAUUGUACGUGGAAUACUAAGACAUGUUAGAGUCGCUCUUAGACAACUUGUUAUCCAAGAAAAUAAAAUAUUUAUUGACUUACCAACAACAUUUAAUAUUGAGUAUUUGUUGUCAAAAGGAUUAGACCAAUUACCAUUUGACUUAAGAGUAACAAGUUAUGAUGGAAAGAAUUGUUUUGAUUGUUCAUGGGAUAAAGAUUGUUGUGGGUGUAUAUUAACAGAUAAAAUUCUUCAGCAAUAUGACUUUAAUGGUUUUACAUUUACUGUUUGUAUUGAUUGGAAGGGCAAUUCAUUAAUUAAGUAUGAUCAAUCAAUUGCUGAUUUAUAUCUUAAAGAUGAAAGUGUUAUAGCAUUAAGACGGUUACAAACAGAACCCAUUCAAUUAGUUGAUUGUUUUAAAUUACUUAAUUUACGUGAUGAAUUUUCUAUUGAUGAUGGUUGGGUAUGUCCACAUUGUCAGGCUAUUUGUCCUGCAACAAAUGUCAUUUCUUUAUAUUCUAUGCCAAUAUAUCUGAUAGUUACCUUAAAAAGGUUCAUUCAAAAUGGUGAUAAAUGGAUUAAAAGUAAUGCUGAAGUUACUUUCCCUAUUGAAGGAUUAAAAGCAAGAGAUAUAGUUGACAGUUCAAUAGAAACUACUGAAGAAGAUGUCUAUGAUUUGUAUGCAGUAAUUAAUCAUAUUGGAAAAUUAAAUGAGAGUCAUUACACUGCAAUUUGUAAAGUUGAUAAAGAUAAAUGGUUAAAAUUUGAUGACAAGUCAGUAUCUCAAGUUACUUCUGAUAAUAUCUGUACCAACACUGCCUAUAUUCUUUUCUAUAAAAAACGAAAUGUCAACCCAGAAGACAUUAUGAAUAAGUAUCAUUUUACUGACCAAAAAGAAUUAUUAACACAGUCAUGCGUUAUUAUGUAA
Molecule: messenger RNA, 3888 nt
Organism: Entamoeba nuttalli P19
Lineage: Eukaryota; Evosea; Mastigamoebida; Endamoebidae
Product: ubiquitin carboxyl-terminal hydrolase domain containing protein
Exons: 1
Coding region: 1-3888 (1295 amino acids)
Biological process (GO): protein deubiquitination
Molecular function (GO): cysteine-type deubiquitinase activity
Source: RefSeq, a predicted model, not a curated record